AUGUCUCGUCCUCAAGUUUCCGUUGUCUCCGCCCAAGGCGAGAAGACCUCCUCCCAAUUGCCAUUGCCUGCUGUUUUCGCUGCCCCAAUCAGAGCCGACGUGGUUCACUCUGUCUUCGUCAGAGUCAACAAGAACAAGAGACAAGCUUACGCUGUUUCCGAAAAGGCUGGUCACCAGACCUCUGCUGAGUCCUGGGGUACCGGUCGUGCUGUUGCCAGAAUCCCAAGAGUUGGUGGUUCCGGUACCCACAGAGCCGGCCAGGGUGCUUUCGGUAACAUGUGUAGAGGCGGUCGUAUGUUCGCCCCAACCAAGACCUGGAGAAGAUGGCACGUCAAGGUGAACCAGAACGAGAAGCGUUACGCCACCGCUUCUGCCAUUGCUGCUUCUGCUGUCACCUCUUUGGUUUUGGCCAGAGGCCACAGAGUCGAGCAAGUUGCUGAGUUGCCAUUGGUUGUUUCUAACGACUUCGAGUCCGUCAAGAAGACCAAGGAAGCCGUUGCUGUCUUGAAGGCUGUCGGUGCCCACAAGGACAUUGUCAGAGUCCUCAAGUCCAAGAAGAUGAGAGCCGGUAAGGGUAAGUUGAGAAACAGAAGAUUUGUCCAAAAGAAGGGUCCAUUGGUGGUUUACGCCAACGACAACGGUAUCUCCAAGGCUUUGAGAAACAUCCCAGGUGUCGAUGCUGCCCACGUUUCCCGUUUGGGCUUGUUGCAAUUGGCUCCAGGUGCUCACUUGGGUAGAUUUGUCAUUUGGACCCAGGCUGCUUUCGAGUCCUUGGACUCUGUUUACGAGGCCAAGUCCAACUACAGAUUGCCAUCCAACAUUGUUUCCAACACCGACUACAAGUCUUUGAUCAACUCCACUGAGAUCCAAGCUGUUGUCAGACCAGCUGGCGAGGCCAACACCAAGAGACCUCACGUCUUGAAGAAGAACCCAUUGAAGAACAAGCAAGUCAUGUUGAGAUUGAACCCAUACGCCAAGACUUUCUCUGCUGAGAAGUUGGGCUCUAUCAAGGUUGAAUCCAAGAAGACCAAGCCAUCCAAGGGUCAAUUCGUCAACGUGUUGAAGCAAUAA
This is a messenger RNA of Clavispora lusitaniae ATCC 42720, 1071 nucleotides long. It is a transcript of the gene RPL4B, whose product is annotated as 60S ribosomal protein uL4. Gene Ontology annotation, biological process: translation. Gene Ontology annotation, cellular component: ribosome; cytosolic large ribosomal subunit. The record is from RefSeq and is a predicted model, not a curated record. NCBI's taxonomy places the organism in Eukaryota, Fungi, Ascomycota, Pichiomycetes, Serinales, Metschnikowiaceae. Gene Ontology annotation, molecular function: structural constituent of ribosome; RNA binding.